Molecule: messenger RNA, 4880 nt
Organism: Calliphora vicina (urban bluebottle blowfly)
Lineage: Eukaryota; Metazoa; Arthropoda; Insecta; Diptera; Calliphoridae
Product: MPN domain-containing protein CG4751
Exons: 6
Coding region: 105-4547 (1480 amino acids)
Molecular function (GO): metallopeptidase activity
Source: RefSeq, a predicted model, not a curated record
UUUCGCAGCAGAUACACAAUUCAUCAACGAGUCUCCCGUAAAAUUUGUGCAAAAUACCAAUAAAAUUUAUAAAAUAAUUAAUAAAAUUAAGUGAAUACAAUAACAUGCAAGAGGUUGAACUCGACCAACAGCCGGAUAAUGAAAGAAUGCUAGGAAAUGAACGUGAUAUGGCUGGAAAUACAAUGAUCGAAGAAAUGGACGCCUCAGUGACAGCAACGUCUGUCAGCGAAGCCGCGAUGUCAUCGACUUUAUCAGACACAAUAACGCAGGUAAUUGCAGCGUCGGUAGCAUCACAGGGAACAAGUGGUGUGGCUGGUGGUACGACCAUGUCUAUGGUAAUGACAAUGGCUGGUAGUGGAGGUGGUGGUGCAGCAGUCUCCUCAACGUCAGAAACUGCAGCUGGUACUGUAGAUGCUGAGAGUGCCCAUAUGGACAAAGCAGAGGAUAGUGAUGUUGGCGAGGACGAUGCUGAUGAUGAGACUAAAGAGAACUAUGAAGGCUUUAAUGGCACCGGACGCACUAUCACUUUACAGACCCUUAUGGCUGCCAAUGUUUUACAGCCCGGCAAAUCGGUUAUGACCAUUGAGUAUUUGGGUCAAAAAUUCGUGGGAGAUUUAUUGCCCGAUGGCAAAAUAAAAUCUCAAGAAACUGAGACAGUAUUUUUAACGCCCAGUGCUUGGGCCAUGAAUUGCAAGCGCAUUAUUAAUCCGGAAAAGAAAAGUGGUUGUGGCUGGGGUUCUGUUAAGUAUAAGGGUAAAAAAUUGGAUUCUUAUAAAAAUAGUUGGCUGCGUAAAUGUGCCAUGCAAAAGGAUUCAAUUUCUGAAGAUGUUGAUGCGGAUACUGACAAAAAAUCCUAUUCACCAUUGCCCGUUAUAAAACGUACUGUAUUUCAACACAACACCAUUAUUAAUCGUAAUGUUAUGCAUGAUGCUAAUAUGCUUAUAGAGGCGGUGCCCUUUACUUCGGUGGGCAAACUGCAACCAUUCCUGUUGACCAUGAACUCUUCAGCUUUGCUAUUGGCCGAUUUUCAUUGUCAUUUGACCAUGCAUGAGGUGUGUGGUUAUUUGGGCGGCACCUGGGAUAUUAAUUCACACACUUUGGCCAUUACAAAAGCUUAUCCCUGUCGCAAUACCCGCUUUGAUCGUUCCAAAGGCGGCGAGGUUGAACGUGAAAUACAAAAGGCCAUGAUGAAGGAUCAAUUGCUUUUGGUGGGCUGGUAUCAUUCGCAUCCCAAAUUUCAAGCUGAACCCACUUUACGUGAUUGUGAUGCCCAGCUGGAUUAUCAAAUUAAAAUGAGGGGAUCUUCAGAUGCCACCUAUACCCCCUGCGUUGCUUUGGUCAUAUCUCCCUAUUUCGAUGAAAAUCCCACCUUGGAAUCGGUGGUCAAAUCAAUUUGGGUUCUGCCACCCAAUGAGAAUAAGCAGGCUUUGGAAUAUGGCCGUCCCAUGCUUAUGCAAUACUCUGUCUUACCCGACAAAGAGAUACCCGAAGAAGUACGCACUGAAAUACAAUCCUGUGUUGAUUAUUAUUCCCAAUUUCGCAAUGAGGUGGUGCGCUUCUCGACCGUGUUCAGCGACGAUGUUACUUAUAUAGAAAAACUGAAAAAUACUCUUUAUCCCAAGUUUCCCAUGAAGCAAAAUGACAAGGCCUUAUGGAAUUGGAUAUGUGCCGUUUUGGAUUGUGAACAAGAAGAUGAUUUUAUACCUCCCAAAACUAUUAAGAUCAUAGAUACUAAAGAAGAAUUGCCUAAAUUGCCUAUGGACACAAAAUUGGAAAUAAAACCAGAGGAUGAGCUAAAGGGCGAUGAUUUGACUAUGAAACAUAUAACAUCAGCGGAGGAGGCUUUAAGAGCGGCUGAAGAACAGCAGCAGGCUGAACAAAAAGCUAGCGAACUGAAAGUUUUAUCGUUGCAGGAACAAUUGUGUUUGCCCUCGGGUCUCAAUAUGAAUCCUGUAAGAAUGUUGUCACCCUUGGCCACACCAAAUCCCACUGCUACUACCACAACGGCAAACACGAAUGCUUCUAGUAUUCCGGCCAUUAUACCACCUCUAGUGCAACCACCAAGUGUUACUGCAGCUGGUUUGCUGCCACCCAUGCCUCCUUCAUUGCCAUCAUUGCCACAGAUGCCUAUAGCAGCCCCCAACUUGCCCUCUGCCUCACCCAGAGACAGUCCCAUUACCAUACCCUCGAAUUCGGCUUCUCCCGCCAAAUUUGAAAUGCCCGUGAGAGCCUCUCCUUCACCAGCCAAGUCUGACACCUCAUCACACACCUCUAGGACACGCAAUUCCCCUGCGCCCAGCCCUGGCAAGUUCAGUAUUAGUGAUAUAGCACGCAACAGUCCUAGUAUUACACCCACCAACAAAUUUGAUCCCACAACAGGAGCCUUAGUGCCGCCCACGGUAUCUUCGUCAACAGCCCAUGGCAUACCCUCGGCCAAUGAUUUGAUGGCCGCAAGCUUGGCUCAAUUGGCUGGCCAACUGCCGCCUAAUUUUCUGCAAACCGAUUUGGCUGCACUCUUCCAACAACGCAAAGAUUAUGGCAGCACUUCACUCAACCAAUUGGCGGCUGCCGCCGCUAAAGUGGGAGGUCAGAAUAAAUCACAAAACUCUACAGCCACUUCUAGCUCGGCAGCCGCUCAUUCGGGAGUACCCGAUUUCUCCGAUCCCAAUGUAGCAGCCGCUGUAGCCGCUUAUUCACAAAGCUUCAACAUGCCUCGCCUACAAGACAUGAUGCCUCAAACAUCAGCUCCUCCACCAACACAAAGCAAAUCAAAAGAAAGAUCCUCCAAAUCUUCAUCAUCAUCCUCCUCUUCGUCUUCAUCCUCAACCUCAUCGAAUUCGUAUAAAACUAAACUAAUGAAAGAAUUGGAUGAAUUGAAAAAUGAUCCAUUGAAAAUGAGUGAACUAAUACGAUCGCCAGAAUAUGCUGCAUUACUUUUACAGCAAGCCGAGGCUUUAGGGGCCACUACUUUGGGCACACUAGGAUUUGGAGCAGAUUUCAGUUAUCUAACUGGAGCCACUGGAAUGCAGCCAACAACCUCCACGGCCACGUCUUCAUCGGGCGGUAAAAGUAAAAAUUCUUCGGCUGCUGCAGCAGCAGCUAAUGCAGCCGCUGCUUCGGCGGCAGCUUUAACGGCUGACUAUAAUAAUCUUAUUCAAGCCUCCAAGCUGUUGGGAUACGAUUCAUAUUUGCAGCAGCAAUCGAAAAACAAUGAUUUAAACGCUUUCAUACAACAACAGAUGGCGGCAGCAGCAGCGGCUGUACAGGUGCCCACAGCUCCGAUGCCCAGCACUUCCAAAAAGCAGCAGCAGCAACAGGCUCAGGCACAAGCACAGGCACAAGCUCAGGCUCAAGCACAAGCUCAGGCGCAAGCUCAGGCACAAGCUCAGGCACAAGCACAGGCUCAAGCACAAGCUCAAGCACAAGCUCAGGCUCAAGCACAGGCUCAGGCUCAGGUUCAUAACGAUUACAAUCAACUGUUGCAGACCUACACCAAGUUUUUCGAUCCCAACUUUGGGGCUUUAGUGGCGGCCAAAAAUGCAGGUGCCUCGUCGCAUGAACUGUCAGCUCUGUUGUCUGCCGGCUCAGGCGGUCCCUCCACAUCAUCCUCUUCAUCGAAACAAAAAGAAGCUCAACAGCAACUGUCCCAGCAAACCGACAUGUUGAAUCAGCUAUUGCAAUCGGAAAAACAACAAUCCGAUCUUAAUGCUUUGCUCUAUCAUCAAAAUAAAGCAGCCGCCGACCUGAAUGCUCUCUUCGCCCAACCCACUGGCCAACCGCCCUCAGCCAACACCCCAUCAUCAUCGUCCAAGUCUGGCGGUGGAGGCUCUGGACCCAACUCAACUGGAGCGCCUUCACCUCUAACCGAUCCGGCUGCGGCCUACUACAAUGCUUUGGCCCAGGAGAAAAUCCAAGAUUAUGCAGCCUUCUUUCAACAGCAACAACAACAAGCUGGUAAAUUUGGUAUACCCGAUCCUUUAGCUAAGUCAACAUUAGCCGCUAACAAUCUGUUCAUGUCUCCUUCAGCUUUGUUGAAAAUGCAGCAAGAAUCGAUAAAUGCCAUGAUGAUGAAACCACCCAAGUCGACUUCAUCCUCCUCCCGAACCCGGGAAUCGUCGGCCUCGCCAGCCCUGGAACGUCUAACGCCCACAAAAUCAGCCAUGUCCGGCGGGGGCGGAGGUGGUGGCUCGAAUGCCGGAGGUGGCGGCGGCGGUUCGGGAGGUGGUAAAUAUAAUUUUAGUGCUGUAGAUUUGGCCAUUUCUAGUGUACCCUCCAAUACUCCUUCACCAGCUCCUUCCGAUGGCAGUAACUCUUCCUCACACCGACGUCCCUCGAAUACGCCACCCGUGGACUUGACACGUCUCUAUGGUGAGCUGGCACCGCCCGGUUCUCUGGCCGCCCUCAGUGUUGGUUUGGCUAAUGCCGGCUUGGCCAAUGCGGCCACCAAAAAACGUAUGGAAUUCUCCUCAAUUGCGGACCUGGCUGCCCCACCACCAGCUAAGAUACCCAAAACGGGCGAUGAUGUUUUGAAUCUCUCAAAUGAAUGAAUGAAUUAAACAAACCAACAACCAGCAACAGAAGAACAAACACCAUUCAAUCAUAACUUAAGAAACACAUAAUUUUUGCUUUUUAAAUCAGCCACCCCCAUUAACACGAUGUCUGGUUAUAUGUUAACUUAAACUUAAAAGAUUGUUGAAAUAAUUUUUGGAUAAAAACUGUCAGUAUAACUUUAAGUUACCUAAUAACUUAGACAUCAUGAUAAUAUGCGGGUAAGAGUAUUAUUUUGAAAAGAAGCGUUUUCAAUUGAAUAACAAUUAAAAACUGUUUAGAACACUCUUUAGCAUAGAUUCGUAAUAAAAUUUAAUACAAUUAGAAUGCUA